Molecule: messenger RNA, 2958 nt
Organism: Striga hermonthica
Lineage: Eukaryota; Viridiplantae; Streptophyta; Magnoliopsida; Lamiales; Orobanchaceae
Source: the annotation of a GenBank genome assembly
AUGGCUUGUUAUGCUGCUUUGGUUUCUCUGAUUCGGACAGUUGAGAAUCUCUUGCAGUCUCCCCAAACAUCCGUAGGCCCGGAAACCUUCAAAUCCGCGCUGGACGAGGCCCGGCUCCUGAAAGAAUCGAUCCAGUUGAUGGACAGAAUCGGGUGCUACAGCAGCGCCGACUUGCUCGAUGGAUUCAGUAGCGGCUACGCCACGACUUUCCAUUUGAAAACGCAAACCUCGUCUUUGAAACCUCUUCACACGUUCGAAUCCCACCUAUUGGCUCGCCUCCCUUCCGAGUACAAACUCGUGUUGUUUUCGAGAGAGCUAGUCAGCAUCGUGAAAAUGGAGGAGUACCCCAUUGAUGGGCAGACGAUCCGGGAACUGGGCAGCGUGCUAGAGUCAUUACUCUCGGGUUUGCGGAAAGAACCCCUCGGAGUGGACUUGGCCGAUGCUAAGCAACGCAUCGAGUUGUUAAUGCAGACUAUGCGGGAGGAGGAGGAGGAGGAAGAGGAGGAAGAGGUAGAGGAGGAGGAGGAAGAAGAGGUAGAGGAGGAGGAGGAAGAAGAGGUAGAGGAGGAGGAAGAAGAAGAGGUAGAGGAGGAGAAGGAGGAAGAGGUAGAGGAGGAGGAGGAGGAAGAGGUAGAGGAGGAGAAGGAAGAAGAAGAGGUAGAGGAGGAGGAGGAAGAAGAAGAGGAGGUGGAAUUUCUCAAAACUCGUGGUCUGGUUUCAGAUAUAUCCAGAUUUGCAAACCAAGCCAUGAUGAAAUUGGAAGCAUUUAUGAAAAGAUUGGAUAGGAAUAGGAGCAGUAGCAGCUGCCAAAGACUUAAUGCUUUGGAAGGACAGAUAAGAGAAGCAGCCUGUAAAUUACAAGACUCGCUCGAAUCACACGUCUCGACUCAGUCCCUCGCACAAUCCAAACACAGUCCAUUCUCACUCCACCUUCUGGAAGUCGACCAAGAUAUCAAGGCAUUUAUCCGAUCCGCGAACGGAUUGAGAGAAGAGUACAUUAGUGAGUUACGCAACACAUCACCCGACGAAGAAGAAGAAGAAGAAGAAGAAGAAGAAGAAGAAGAAACUGAUUGUUUUUAUGUGAAAACUCAGGUGGGCUCCGACACAAACGAAAAACUCGACGAGAAGAAAAUGGUGCAACAGAGUUUAAACGACAGGGCCCAUCUCGUCGUAUUCGACGAUGUGUGGGACUCGGCAACCCUUGACGACUUGAUAGAAAUCCUCCCGAAUAAUAACGAUAGGAGUCGGGUCCUGGUGACGACUAGGCUACGAGGAGUCUCCAUCAACGACUGGUGCCGAAAAUACUCCCACGGAAAAAGUUUCAUGAGCAAAAAAGAGAGUUGGGAACUUCUUCGUGUCGAGGUAUUUGGAGACCAACCUUGCCCUCUCCAACUCGAGAAAUACGGUCAAAGGAUUGCCGAGAAUUGUGAUGGCCUUCCUCUCACGGUCGUCACAGUUGCUCGACUCCUAUCCGAAUCCGAGCAAACGACUACAGAAGAGUAUUGGAAGCGUGUUGCGAUGGGAGAGAGCUCAGUUUUCUCCGACGCGUACAAUCAAAUGUCAGAGUCGCUGUUUCAGAGCUACCGUUACUUGCCUCAGCAUCUAAAAGCGUGUUUUCUCUACAUGGGAGCUUUCCCACAAAAAUACGAAAUAUCAUGCACGAUGCUCGUCGAGCUGUUAAGCUGCGAGGAGCUUUUCGAGCCCAUUCCAUCUGUGAAUUUCGAAAACUUUGUCGAAGAUUGUCUGCACGAGCUGUUCACCUCAAAUGUAAUCAUUGUCUGCGACAAAAACUUCCUCAACAAAAUAAAGACUUGGAGACUCCACUCCGCCUUCUGGCACAUGUGCACCAAAGAAGCCCGAAACACCAAGUUCUCCCAUGUUAUAAACAGCUAUGCCGAUGGCCUUGCACGAGGUAUCGAGAGCCAGCACCGGUUGUGCAUUCACAACAACAUUUUACUCGGAAUUAAAGACGUGUACCGAUCGAUAUCGGCAAAUUCAAACGCUCGUUCUUUCCUGUGCACCGGCCCGUACCAUCGGUAUCCCGUGCCGAUAUGUUCCGGUUCGCGAUUGCUAAGAGUGCUCGAUGCCCACACGAUCCGCCUUUAUGAGUUCCCCUCACAAAUACUCGAACUCAUCUACCUGAGGUACCUCGCCAUCACGUUCGACGGGAACCUCCCACACUCCAUCUCCAAACUCACGAACCUUCGUUGUCUUAUCGUGCAACGGCAUGCUAGCAUCAAACCCUCGGGAUCUGGGCCGUAUGUGCCAGUUGAGAUAUGGGACAUGAAGGAACUAAAGCAUCUUCAGAUUGUGGGAGAUCGAUUGUCGAAUCCUCUGGCCAACGACUCGGUUCUACCGCUCCUCACGACACUCUUGGACGUGAGCGCCGACGCAUGGACCAGGGGCAUUUUGGGAAGAAUGCCGAACUUAACCAAAUUAGGGUUCCGAAUCGAACUAGGGCUCGAAACAACCGACGGCCCACCAAGCUUCUUCGAGGGCAUCUCUCAACUCAGCAAUCUGAAAUCACUGAAAUGCGUCGUCGUGAAUCCGAGGCUUGAUUUCACCACACAGCCUCGGGUUCCACGUGACUUCUCGUCGGGUCUUAAGAGGUUGAGCCUGAGCGGGUUCGGGUACCCGUGGAAGGACAUGUGCGUGAUUGAGAAGCUGCCGAAUCUCCAAGUGCUCAAACUGCGGUGCUAUGCUUUUCGAGGCCCGAAAUGGGAAACGGGCAAUGGGGGCUUCAGGCGACUUGAUUCGCUCAUGAUUGAGGACACGGAUAUGGUGCAUUGGACGGUCGGGGACCGAAGCUUCAACCAGCUCAGGCAGCUAACGGUAAAACACUGCUACAAAUUAGAGGUGAUACCGGAGGAACUUAGUCGGUCGCUCUUUGAGAUUGAAGUAGUUGACUGCAGCCCCUUAGCCAAGAGCUGUGCAAAGAGAAUAAAUAGCAAGAUGUGA